AUAAUAAUAAUAAUAUUAAUGAUAAAAUUUUUAGUAAUGAUUAUAUUUAUAAUUCCAUUAUGUUUAAAAAAACAAAUAUUUUGAAUGGUUCAAAUAAUAUUAUUUUUAAUAAUAUUUUUAUUUAUAAAUUUAACUAUUUUUUUAGGAAGUUAUUGUAAUUUAAGAUAUAUAUAUUCAUGCGAUAUAUUAUCUUAUGGGUUAAUUUUAUUAAGAAUUUGAAUUUGUAUUUUAAUAAUUAUAGCUAGAGAAAAUUUAUAUAAAAUAAAUUUUUAUGUAGAGUUUUUUAUUUUUAAUUUAAUUUUUUUAUUGUUAAUAUUAUUUUUAACUUUUUCAUCUAUAAAUUUAUUUAUAUUUUAUUUAUAUUUUGAGGGAAGAUUAAUUCCUACUUUAAUAUUAAUUAUUGGGUGGGGUUAUCAACCAGAACGGAUUCAAGCAGGUAUAUAUUUAUUAUUUUAUACUUUAUUUGUUUCCCUUCCCUUAUUAAUAGGAAUUUUUUAUAUUUUUAAUUAUUCUAAUUUUAUAAUAAUAUAUUAUAUAAAAUUUUUAAAUUUUGAAUAUUAUUUAUUAUAUUUAUCUAUAAUUAUGGCUUUUUUAGUGAAAAUACCGAUAUAUUUUGUUCAUUUAUGAUUACCUAAAGCACAUGUAGAGGCUCCUGUUUCUGGUUCAAUAAUUUUAGCUGGAAUUAUAUUAAAAUUAGGGGGUUAUGGUUUAUUACGAGUGAUAGUGUUAAUACAAAAAAUAAGUUUGAAAUUUAAUUUUAUUUGAGUAGUAAUUAGAUUAUUAGGGGGAUUUUAUAUUAGAUUAAAAUGUUUUUCUCAAAUUGAUAUUAAAUCAUUAAUUGCUUAUUCAUCAGUUGCGCAUAUAAGAUUAGUAAUUGGUGGAAUUAUAACUAUAAAUUAUUGAGGGUAUAUAGGUUCUUAUGUAUUAAUAAUUGGUCAUGGAUUAUGUUCUUCUGGAAUAUUUUGUUUAGCUAAUAUUAAUUAUGAACGUUUACAUAGUCGGAGAUUAUAUAUUAAUAAGGGUAUGAUAAAUUUUAUACCCUCAAUAAGAAUGUGAUGAUUUUUAUUAUUAAGAUCAAAUAUAGCAGCCCCUCCAUCAUUAAAUUUAGUAGGUGAGAUUAGUUUAAUUAAUAGAUUAGUUAGAUGAUCUUGAAUUACUAUAAUUAUAUUAAUAAUAAUUUCUUUUUUUAGAGCUGGUUAUAGAUUAUAUUUAUAUUCUUAUACUCAACAUGGUAAAUAUUAUAUUGGAAUUUAUAGAUUUUAUAUAGGAGUUUCUCGAGAAUAUUUAUUAUUAUUAUUACAUUGAUUACCUUUAAAUAUUAUAAUUUUAAAGGUAGAUUAUAUAAUAAUUUGAGUUU
This is a messenger RNA of Plodia interpunctella (Indianmeal moth), 1357 nucleotides long. The record is from the annotation of a RefSeq genome assembly. Lineage: Eukaryota; Metazoa; Arthropoda; Insecta; Lepidoptera; Pyralidae.